CACCUGACAGCGGGACGAACCUCCCUCUCUGACGUCAUCAGCUGAGGUCCAACCACAACUUUGCCGCAUGCACACGGUGUGGCAGUGAUUCAAGGAAGCGGAGAAUUUCCCACGCUUAACCCUGCAGGAGGUCGUCCGCGCCGGUUCGGCUCCGACCGUCAUCAUGUCCGACAGUGUCCUCAUGCACGUCAUCGGUAAAAUUCCAAAACCGUCAACAGCCGUGUUAGUGCUUCUAAAGGUGCUCUUGUGCAUCAUCCCGAUUGCUAUGAUCGCAGUGGGGGCAGAGCACCUGGACGACUGCCCCCGCCAACGCUACAUUCCCGUUUACCUGAUUGUGAUGGGCUUCUUCUUCAUGCUGCUGGUGAUAUCGGUUUACCUGCCCUGCACCCGGCAGCCCAAAGACGGCCCUCCGAACCCGCUCUACCGACUCAGCCUGGGUUGGAACGUUCUGUUGGCCGUGUUCCUCGUCGCCUGGUUCAUCGCCGGUAACGUGUGGAUCUACUCCAUAUACAAGCCCAACUACCACAAGAACAUCACAAUGCCUGAGCCCUACUGCGACAAAAGACUCUACCAGUUCGCCUUCUGGACUAUGACGCUAUUCUACAUCCUGGUGGGUGUCAUCGUGGCACUCGGCUUGCUCGCGCUGGUGUGCAUAUAUUUGUUCGGCCAGGCCGACCCCGAUGAUUACAUCUAGAAGUCCGCUGAGGUUUCGCCCGACCGUGUAGCGGCGCACGAGCGGCCUGCCGCCGAGGCCGCUGAGCCUUGACAGUAUCAUGACAUUGUUGGCGGUAUGAACAGAUGACACCACUCAUAAUUUUAAAUUUUGAUUCUAUUUUUUUCUGAAUAAGGAACAUUUGGCUGCAAUGUCAAGUAGUAGUUGCUAAAAUGAAGUAACAGGUCAAACAUUUGAUUGACAGUGUUUUUAUAUAUGGAGCUAAUUUUUUUUCUUUUUUUAAAUCAUUCAGGUUUGUUAAGAAACUGUCCAUUUUUUAUUUGAAAUUACAGCGACUUUAGCUAAUAAUGUUUAAACUGCUAGCAACAAAACACAUCCAAAUUGGGCUCGUUUCGUUAAAUUUGCAAAAUGUCAUUUCUUUGGUGUCGUUUACAUUUGUGAGAUAGCUGCCAUGUUUUUUUUUUUUUUUUUCUUCAAACUAGGCUUCUUCUUCUUGUCACAUUGCUGCAAAGUCUGUCCAAGCGAAACAAGCCUGUGAGGUUGUUGAUUGUUUACAUGUUAAAUCAGGAAGUCUUGUACAGCUUUAAACGAGGACAAUUUAAUUAGCAUUUUAACGAUGACAAUCUUCAAGUAUGACAUCUGAGGUUAUGUCACCAUGUUAUUGUUAAAUAAAAGACGCACUGAAUGGU
Molecule: messenger RNA, 1362 nt
Organism: Syngnathus acus (greater pipefish)
Lineage: Eukaryota; Metazoa; Chordata; Actinopteri; Syngnathiformes; Syngnathidae
Product: transmembrane protein 272-like
Exons: 5
Coding region: 164-694 (176 amino acids)
Source: RefSeq, a predicted model, not a curated record